This is a messenger RNA of Oreochromis aureus, 4570 nucleotides long. RefSeq names its product phospholipase C, gamma 2 (gene plcg2). The record is from RefSeq and is a predicted model, not a curated record. Gene Ontology annotation, biological process: phosphatidylinositol-mediated signaling; phospholipid catabolic process; positive regulation of epithelial cell migration. Gene Ontology annotation, molecular function: protein binding; phosphatidylinositol-4,5-bisphosphate phospholipase C activity. Lineage: Eukaryota; Metazoa; Chordata; Actinopteri; Cichliformes; Cichlidae. The transcript has 33 exons. Bases 200 to 3949 code for a protein of 1249 amino acids.
UAUAAUGCAAGUUAACUUUUACUUCCUUGUACACACACGCGGAUAGAGGAACUGGCCGUUUUGCGAGUGGCCUUUUUGUCAGCGCUCUACAUCCUCUCCUGUUUCACUUUAAAACUUUCCAAUCAUGAUUAGAUAGAAGACAAACGAGCGGCGACUUUGGGGAGCUGUAAGGAAUCGAUUUCACUCACAAGCUGCAGAGAUGGCUCGUUUGGGGCAGCAGGGCGAGAUGACGGAGUACAGGAAGAUCGUGAUCAAGCGGGAUCUUGAGAUGGGCGUGGUCAUGACGGUGUUUCGGCAGAAGGCAGAGCGGCUCACUGUGCAGGUCAUCAUGGAGACCCGUCAGGUGGCGUGGACACGUACCGCAGACAAGACUGAUGGCGUCUUGGACCUGUCUGAGAUCCGAGAGAUCCGUCCGGGAAGGAACUCCAAGGACUUUGAGCGCUUCAAAGAUGGGAAGGACAAGCACGAUGAGAGCACCUGCUUCACCAUCUUCUACGGCUCCCAGUUUGUUCUCAGCACCCUCAGUCUGGGAGCUGAUUCUGUGGAUGAGGCGCAGAAAUGGCUGGUGGGACUUGAAAUGCUGAGGGAGGAGACUCGGGCAUCACCGACCCCAGUGCUCAUAGAGAGCUGGCUGAGGAAGCAGAUGUAUUCUGUUAAUCAGACCAAGACAAACAGCAUCUCCUUGAAGGAACUGAAGGCGCUGCUUCCUCUGAUGAACUACAAGGCCCCGAGUUCUCGCACUCUGAAAGAAAAAUUCCAGGAAGUGGGCUCGAAGAAGGAUCGCCUGGACUUUGAGCAGUUUCAUAAAUUUUACAACCUUCUCAUGUUUGAGCAGAAUGAGAUUCUUGACGAGUUCAAGAAAGAAUCCUGCGCCUUCAUUCUGGGUAACACAGACAAACCGGAUGCCUCGGCCGUUCUCCUGCACGAUUUCCAACGAUUUCUCAUCUAUCAGCAACAGGAAACUUGGGCCAAUGAUCUGAACCAAGUCAGAGAGGUGAUGACAACUUUUAUUGAUGACACCAUGAGAAAAACCAAUGACCCGGAGUUCACCGUCAGCGAGUUCCUCGGCUUCCUGUUUUCCAAGGAGAAUUGUAUUUGGGAUGAGAAGUUCUCAGACAUCAGCAACGUGGACAUGAACAACCCUUUGUCACAUUACUGGAUCAACUCCUCACACAACACCUACCUGACAGGUGAUCAGAUUCGCAGCGAGUCGUCCACAGAGGCUUAUGUCCGCUGUCUGCGUCUGGGAUGCCGCUGCGUCGAAUUGGACUGCUGGGAGGGCCCCGGGGAGCCAAUCAUUUACCACGGCUGGAGCAGGACGACGAAGAUCAAGUUUGAGGAUGUGGUCAGAGCAAUAAACGAGCACGCUUUUGUCACCUCGGAGUUCCCGGUGAUUCUGUCCAUAGAGGAGCACUGCCCUAUAGAUCAGCAGCGUCAGAUGGCUCGUAUUUUCAGAGAAGUAUUUGGAGACAAACUGCUGAUCGAUCCCGUGGAGCACCUGGCCGAGCAGCUGCCUUCACCCACGCAGAUGAAGGGCAAGAUCAUACUCAAGCACAAGAAGAUCAACAUGGAGGGAGGAUUUACCGUCAAGGAUGUUAGAAAGGGACAGAAAGAAGGAGACCUGGAGAUCUGGGACCCUGUGGAUCAGCGCUGGAACAAGCACUACUGUGUGAUCUCUGACGACAAGCUGUACUACGCAGAAGAGUACGAGGAUGAGGAAGAGGAUCCCAGGAAGUAUCAGGACCUUCACUGCUCGGAGCCGUGGUUCCACGGUCGCAUGAAGGAAGGCAGGCAGAUGGCCGAGCGGCUGAUCCAAGAGUACUGUAAAGAGACCGGCGGACGAGACGGCACCUUCUUGGUCCGACAGAGCGAUACCUUCGUUACAGACUAUACGCUCUCCUUCUGGCGAAGCGGGAGGGUGCAGCACUGUCGCAUUCGCUCCGUCACAGAGGGCGGACACACCUCCUUCUACCUGACGCCAAACCUGCACUUUCCCAGCGUGUACGCCCUGAUCCAGCACUACAGAGACAACCCGCUGCGCUGCCAGGACUUUGAGCUGCGCCUCACCGAUGCCGUACCAAAACCCGACUCACAUCUGCAAGAAGGGUGGUUCUACAGUAACCUGAGCAGAGGUCAGGCAGAGGAUUACCUAAUGAGGAUUCCCAGAGAUGGAGCUUUUCUCAUCCGGCAGAGAGAAGGAGAACCAGACUCCUUUGCCAUCACAUUCAGAGGUGACGGUAAGGUGAAACACUGCCGCAUCCAGAAGGAGGGCAACAUGUAUCUGCUGGGCACCACUACGGAGUUCGAGAGCCUCGUGGAGCUGGUCAACUACUUUAAGAAGAAGCCGCUGUAUCGCAAGAUUAAGCUACGCUACCCGGUCACGCCCGAGCUGGUCGACCGCUUCAGCACAGAGAAGAACUGUGCCUCUCUAUAUGACGUGAAGACGUAUGUGGAGCCCAAUGAGAUCGAGCCCUCGCUGCCUAAAAAUACUGUGAAGGCAUUAUACAGCUACCAGGCGAGGAGGCCAGAUGAGCUGAGCUUUCAACAAGGAGCUUUGAUACACAACGUGUCCAAAGAGGCUGAUGGAUGGUGCAGAGGAGACCACGGUGGAAAGUUACAGUUAUUCUUUCCUGCUAACUACGUGGAGCCAGUGUCCAGCAACACCGAGCAUGUCACCAGAGUGCAGGAAAUGGAAGAUAACCCACUAGGUGAACUAUGUCAGGGCGUCGUGGACAUCUCCAAAUGCAACAUUCAAAACUUGAAGAAUGGUAAAUACGGGAAGCCCCAUGCAGUGACCUUGCAGGACAAGGAUGAAGACAGUCUGCAGUUUGACUUGACUGCAGGUUCUCUGGAAGAGCUGUUUGAAUGGUACAAGGUGGCAUGGGACAUUAUUCAGAGAGCAGCGAACAAGCAGUACAGCAAGGAGCAAGAGAUGAAACAACAGGUGGAAGUGGAGAAGAAGGCAGAGGUUGCCAAGGAGAUGUCGGAGGUGGUGGUCUACUGUCAGCCACGCAGCAAAGAGAAGGACCGCUUUGACAGUUACAGCUACAAGGAGGUCCGCUCCUUCGUGGAGAACAAGCUUCCAGGGAAGAGCCGCACCAAAGACUUCCUGCAGUACAACCGCAAAGCUCUGAGUCGUAUCUACCCGAAAGGCCAGCGCGUCGAGUCCUCAAACUACGACCCUUACCCGAUGUGGGCCCUCGGCUGUCACAUGGUGGCUCUCAACUUCCAAACAGCAGAUAAAUACAUGCAGCUGAACAACGCCCUCUUCAGUCUGAACGGACAAACGGGCUACGUGCUGCAGCCGGAGUUCAUGCGCAUGGAUAGCUACGACCCUCAUCAGGAGAAGAAGGAAGUCAAAUACAAAAUUGUGGUCAAGGUGAUUGCUGCCAGACACCUUCCGAAGCCAGGCCGCAGCAUCGCCAGUCCAUUCGUGGAGAUCGAGCUGUGCGGGCACACAGAGGAGAAGUACAAGACCAUCGUCUAUCGUGACAAUGGUCUGAACCCAGUGUGGAAAGGCUCAGAGCGCGUAGUCUUGAGUGUGUAUGAGCCUGAACUCACCUUCCUGCGCUUCGUCGUCAACGAGGAGGACAUGUUCUCAGACCCCAACUUUCUGGCGCAGGCCACGUUUCCUGUGAAAGGCCUCCGCUCAGGUUACCGCUCUGUCCCUCUAAAGAACGGCUACAGUGAAGACUUGGAGCUAGCUUCUCUUCUGGUCUACAUCAGUGUGCAGCAGGCCGGGAAAGCGGAGGAGGAGCUGUACUCGUCUUCCAGCCAGCUGAAGAAGAAGCAGGCAGAGCUGAGCGAACCCUUCCUGUACGACACACACAGCAACCUUCAGCGAUCCUCCCUGGCCCAGCCCACCAACAACCUCAUGAGGAAGGGCAGCACUGGUGAAAAUCCAAGGUCAAGGGAAAAGAAGAUAAACAACAGUAAAUUUUACUCCUGAGGACUCAUUUGUCUAACCUGUGUGAGCAGCAGGCUUUAAAUCUACUAUCAAUGUUUGCUAUGGGAGCUGUGAUCUGGAAGAUCUUUUUUUUCCCCAUCUUUCCACCAAAGAUGGCGACAUUCCAGUAGCCCGAAUGGUUUUCUAUUUAUUUAGGAUUGAAAAAAAUUGUUUGUAAUGUUUUGGAGUUUUUGAAAUAUGGAAUUGCUGGAGGAAAUGUAAGAGGCCAUUACAACGGUCCGAGACGCCAGCGUUGUGCUUGAUAUGUUUGCAUUCAGUCUGUUAUCAAACUGCAUCAUGUUACACUGAUGGUAUUUAUUUUUAAUUAAAGAGCUGAGUCUAAAAUAAUGAAGGUUUCACUGCAGUGGCUGUUCUGCUGUCAGGGAGCUUGUGUUUAAUUCAUUUUAGUCCUCUUGAAUGUGUUGUUGUGUUUUUGCUGUGCAGUUUCACCAGUGUGACGUUUUUCUUCACAAUGUUUGUUUGAUGUGGAAAUCCGAUCUGUAAUCUCAUGCAGUGAGUGUUUCCUCUAUUUAAUAUGAAGGCAGAUUGUGGUUAUAGCUUUCCCAUAAUUCCUCUGUGACUUCCUCAUGAAUUGAGUCAAUAAAGUAUGCUUGGUGAACGAUA